Molecule: messenger RNA, 519 nt
Organism: Gadus chalcogrammus (walleye pollock)
Lineage: Eukaryota; Metazoa; Chordata; Actinopteri; Gadiformes; Gadidae
Gene: pvalb6
Product: parvalbumin 6
Exons: 5
Coding region: 119-448 (109 amino acids)
Cellular component (GO): cytoplasm; nucleus
Molecular function (GO): calcium ion binding
Source: RefSeq, a predicted model, not a curated record
ACUCCGGCUUGAUCGCCCCCUCUUCUUCAUCCUCCAAGGAUCCAGCUGAAGCCGGGACACUCGCUCUCUCUCUGCUCCUUCCGACUCUCUCUCACCCCCCCACCGACAAGAAGAAAAAAUGGCAAUGACUAGCAUCCUCAGUGCUGAUGACAUCAAGAAGGCCCUGGAUGCGUUCGCAGCCGCGGACUCCUUCGACCAUAAGAAGUUCUUUGAGGUGGUGGGUCUGAAGGCGCUGUCAGCAGAAGAGGUGAAGAAGGCCUUCCUGGUGCUGGAUGCCGACAACAGCGGAUUUAUAGAGGAGGAGGAGCUCAAGUUCAUGCUGAAGGGUUUCUCCUCCAGUGGGCGGGACCUGACAGACCAGGAGACCAAAGCCUUCCUCAAUGCCGCCGACAAGGACGGAGAUGGCAAAAUAGGCGUGGAGGAGUUCACUGCCCUGGUGAAGGAGUAGAAGCCCGGGGCCAACCCGACGGACCAGCGCUCUGCCAACCUGCAACCGCGUUCCCUCACGACCGCCAAACU